CCAUGCUGCGUGUGGAGCCUGCUUAAGAUUCUCUCUCCUGGGAAGUGCGUGCGCGCCGGCAACAUGGCGGCCGCGGUGGUUCCGUUGCAGACCUUGCGCCGCCUAUGCCGCGUGCUGCUGUUCCUCUCCCAGUUCUACAUCUUGUCCGGCGGGGAAAGUACUGAUAUUCCACCUUAUGUGAUGAAGUGUCCAAGUAAUAGUUUGUGUAGCCGACUUCCUGCAGACUGUGUAGAAUGUAAGACAAAUUUCUCCUGUGUCUAUGGGAAGCUCGUCACCUUUGACUGCACCGUCAAACCUUCUGUUACCUGUGUUGAUCAAGACUUCAAAUCCCAAAAGAACUUCAUCAUCAACAUGACUUGCAGGUUUUGCUGGCAGCUUCCAGAAAUUGAUUAUGAGUGUUCCAAUUCUACCAGCUGCAUGACAGUAUCUUGUCCCCGGCAGCGUUACACUGCCAAUUGCACAGUGCGGGACCACAUUCAUUGCUUGGGUAACCGUACUUUUCCAAAAAUGCUGUACUGCAACUGGACUGGAGGUUAUAAGUGGUCUACUGCUCUGGCUCUGAGCAUCACUCUUGGUGGGUUUGGGGCUGACCGUUUCUACCUGGGCCAGUGGCAGGAAGGCCUCAGCAAGCUCUUCAGCUUUGGUGGCCUGGGGAUAUGGACACUGAUAGAUGUCUUGCUGAUUGCUGUUGGCUACGUGGGACCAGCAGAUGGCUCUUUGUACAUUUAGCUGUGGUUACAUGCUUCAGAGAGGAGCUCUCUGCCUAUAGGAGUUGAUGUGCUGUGAGUAAUGUAUUUGUAUGUUUUUAAUGUACAGCAUCUGUACUUUGCCUGCCUUGAUGAAGGUAAAAUAAAAAAACACC
This is a messenger RNA of Nyctereutes procyonoides (raccoon dog), 862 nucleotides long. RefSeq names its product TM2 domain-containing protein 3-like. Bases 64 to 729 code for a protein of 221 amino acids. The transcript has a single exon. The record is from RefSeq and is a predicted model, not a curated record. Lineage: Eukaryota; Metazoa; Chordata; Mammalia; Carnivora; Canidae.